GCCAGAUUAGGCUUCUUCCCUUCCGCGACGUCCGAAGAACUAUAUUGGCGCGUCAAUUGUCAUUUCUAGUUUUUUUUUUCUUAAAGUCAACGAUGUACGGAUCUGUCCUUCAACCACCACUGUGUCCUUCACAAUGUCGACCAUUCCAACCUCAUUUCUCCAUUCUCUGCCGCCGGCACCCCAUGUCGACGUCUCGACGAUCAAGGGCAAUAUCUCGAACGAGGAAAAACAACUUGGCGCCAAUAUUUUCUCCUAUUUUGUGAAUAGUCGGGAGGAAUCCUAUGGUGCUGAGGUCGGUAGACGCUUGCGCCUGGUCGAAAUGAACAUUUGGGGCCGGGAUGCUAGCGGGACUGCGGCGCAAGGACAGACAAUCUUUGAGAUCGAUGUCGAAAAAGACAUGUGUAAUGUUUUUGGAACCUUGCACGGGGCAUGUGCCGCAUAUAUCGUCGACCCGUGCUCUGUGUCCAGUUUGGUAGUUCUGGGCGCUGCCAUCGGAGCUGAUGAAACAGGCGUCUCGCAAUCUCUCAACGUUAUCUGGCACCAGCCGGCAAAAAUGGGAACAACACUCAGGGUGAUCAUGGAUCCAUCGGGCCUCCUGCUUGAGUCGAGUAUUCCUUGCGUCGAGCUCCUCCUGGGCUCGAUAGUAACUUCGGAGGUUGAGGUCAAUACCUCGGUGAAUUCGCCGGGUGUGUUCGUCCAUGCCACCUGUGGUGGCAAGGUCUCGGAUGGGGGUAACUGGGCCCUCAGCCUGUUGAGGGAGGGCAUGGGGCAGGGUGACUGGCAGGAUAGAAGGGGCUGGGCUGGAUGGCCUCGUCAUUGGAGUAGCUGGGGUCACUCCAGCUGAGCUCCUGUCCCAGUCUCUGUUGUCAUCGACUGCGGGCC
Guyanagaster necrorhizus is the source of this 882-nucleotide messenger RNA. RefSeq lists its product as uncharacterized. The record is from RefSeq and is a predicted model, not a curated record. Bases 134 to 844 code for a protein of 236 amino acids. Lineage: Eukaryota; Fungi; Basidiomycota; Agaricomycetes; Agaricales; Physalacriaceae. The transcript is spliced from 5 exons.